Zootoca vivipara (common lizard) is the source of this 8740-nucleotide messenger RNA. RefSeq names its product dimethylglycine dehydrogenase (gene DMGDH). The record is from RefSeq and is a predicted model, not a curated record. Gene Ontology annotation, cellular component: mitochondrion. Gene Ontology annotation, molecular function: protein binding. NCBI's taxonomy places the organism in Eukaryota, Metazoa, Chordata, Lepidosauria, Squamata, Lacertidae.
CUUCAGGCUCUUGCCUUCGCUUCUUGUCUAGCGUCGCUGGCCCGGUUACUCUCGAGUCUGGCCUCAAAUAAAGGCUGAUUCUGUGUGCAUAGGCAGCUAAGCUCCGCUGUGGUGUUGGUGGCUGUGUAAUUUGUCCCAGACCCGAGAUUGGGAAGUUUUGGGUGCUCCUGACUUAAAAAGAGAUGUUUUCCUAUUUUGUGAAAUUGGUCUGAGGCAGAGAUACUUGGGGGGGGGGGGUGUCCCGUUUUACAUGCGUAAAAUUAUUAAAACAUAGCAGGGUGUGAGGAUGCGCUUAAUUACACCUGAACAAAUUUAAUGUAGGUCCUGUGAGAAGUCAAAUUAAUAUUUGGUUACAUUUUUAUUGCAUUGUUCCUUCGCAGAGUUCAGGGUGGUAGUAUCCUGUUGUUCCUUCAUCUUCACAACAGAGAGAAGCUCGCCCCUUUAUCACCUGGGAAGCUUUGUGGUUGAAUAGGGAUUGGAACCCAGGUCUUAAUGUCCUAAGUCGUUUCUAAAAGGCUGCAUAUAUUCCUGCUUGCCUUUGAUCCAUUCUUGGCAUACUUAUAACUCUACAAAAUUGCCUUUUUCUCCUCUAACAGUGUCUGUGGAGGUGUUUUUGGGGUGCAUUUGUAUGCAUCCUGUUGUAGCCCAUACUCUGUAACUCCUAUGCAGGUGUGAAAUGUCUUUGCUAAAAAGGUAAAUGCUUUCUCCGAAAUCCUUGCAUGUUGGUGACACUGAGGUGUCCCUCCCUCUCCCCAUCCCACAACUAUAACCUUUAGAGAUCAACCAAAAUUGAGAGAGGUCCAUUCUGUGUCCAUUCCCACAUGGUGUAUUAUUAAUACACACUGAAAGGUAAACACACAAUUGAAGACCUUUGAACAUUAAAUUGGUAUACCUCAGCUCAAUAUGGAAGCUGCCUUUAGGGUGAAUGAACCUGUGAAUGGUUGUGAGUGGUGAACAGUUGUGGCUGCUGCUCACUUGAGCUGGUAGAGCAGUGGGCAGGGCAGCUAACAGCAACUGGAGCUAGGGAUAAGCAAGAGGCAAGCUCACUUAAUCCAGAAACACACACUGGGCACUUCUAGACUGUCACCAUUGUAUAACCUCCCUGCCCAAAAAAUAAGAAUGAAUGCUCAAUAAAUAGCUCCAUAAACAUGUACAAACAGACAUGUACAAACAGACAUCCCAAUACAUUUUGGAACCUGAGGUAAACCACCAAAUGGCGCCCUCCACCCCACCAAGAAAAAUGGGGUGAGUGAAGGAUCUACAUCAGGAAAAAAGGAGGAAUAAAGAUCUACAUCGGGAUCUCCUGCCCCUGUGGAUCCUGCUGCCUGAGGCAGUCAUUUCACCUGUCCUCAUGGGUGGGCUGGCCCUGCAAACAAAGCAGGACAAAAGCUCAAUAAGCGGGUCAUACGGAAGCAAACAUAGACCUGACACAUACACAAGUGUGGCAGGGGAAGAAAGCACAGCUGGGGACUCGGAGAAGGAUAAAUGGAGAUGUUGAAGGCAGGCAGGGGGGUUCUGCAUGGCACUGCAAGAAAGGAAGAAAAACCUUCUUUAGAAGCAAGAUGGAAAGAUGCAGCAGAAACAGUAAUUAUUGGAGGUGGUUGUGUUGGUGUGAGUCUUGCCUACCACCUGGCCAAGGCUGGCAUGAAAGACGUACUUCUGUUGGAAAAGUCUGAACUCACUGCUGGAUCUACAUGGCAUGCAGCAGGUUUGACAACGUAUUUCCACCCUGGAAUAAAUCUGAAGAAGAUCCAUCACUACAGCAUCAAGCUUUAUGAACAAUUAGAAGAUGAGACUGGACAGGCUGUUGGGUUUCAUCAGCCAGGAAGUAUUAGAAUUGCUUCAACUCCAACGAGGGUGGAUGAGUUAAAAUACCAGAUGACUCGAGCUGGUUGGCACCCAGCAGAGCAGUAUCUUAUCAAGCCAGAGAGAGUACAAGAAUUAUUCCCUUUAUUAAACAUGGAAAAGGUUUUAGCUGGUUUGUACAACCCUGGAGAUGGUCAUAUUGACCCUUACUCACUCACCAUGGCUUUGGCUGCAGGGGCCAGGAAAUAUGGUGCUCAGAUAAAUUAUCCAGUCCAAGUAACUGACCUAAAAUCUAGAGCAGAUGGAACAUGGGAAGUUGAAACUCCACAAGGAAUAAUUCGAGCAAACAGAGUUGUGAAUACAGCUGGUUUCUGGGCUCGUGAAAUAGGGGAAAUGAUUGGAUUGCCCCAUCCACUCAUACCAGUUCAUCACCAGUACAUUGUUACGGCAACUAUUCCUGAAGUGAAAGCCCUUAAAAAAGAAUUUCCUGUGAUUCGUGACCUAGAAGGUUCAUAUUAUCUAAGACAAGAAAGGGACGGGAUUUUAUUUGGCCCAUAUGAAAGUCCAGAAAAAAUGAAACUACAGGAAUCCUGGGUAACAGAUGGAGUCCCACCAGGAUUUGGGAAGGAGCUUUUUGAGUCUGAUUUGGACCGAAUAAUGGAUCAUGUUGAGGCUGCUAUGGAAAUGGUCCCAGUCCUAAAGCAAGCAGACAUUAUCAAUGUAGUUGCAGGCCCUAUAACAUAUUCUCCAGAUAUCUUGCCUAUGGUGGGGCCACAUCAGGGUGUUCGAAAUUAUUGGGUAGCUAUUGGUUUUGGAUACGGCAUCAUCCAUGCUGGUGGCAUAGGAAAGUAUCUCAGUGACUGGAUACUCAGUGGGGAGCCUCCUUUUGAUCUAAUAGAAUUAGAUCCAAAUAGGUAUGGAAAGUGGACUACUCCGGAAUUCACAGCAGCAAAAGCAAGAGAAUCUUAUGGAUUUAACAAUAUUGUUGGCUUUCCUAAAGAAGAAAGAUUUGCUGGGAGACCCACAGCAAGAGUUAGUGGGCUUUAUGAAAUCCUUAAGUCGGAAUGCUCCAUGGGAUUCCAUGCAGGAUGGGAGCAGCCUCAUUGGUUCUACAAACCUGGGGAUGAGAUUGGAUACAAGCCAAGUUUUCGACGUACAAACUGGUUUGAACCUGUGGGCCGUGAAUAUAAACAGGUGAUGGAAAAAGUGGGUGUGAUUGAUCUCACUCCAUUUGGCAAGAUUAGCAUCAAAGGCAGUGAUUCUGUUAAAUUUCUGGAUCGCCUGAUUGCAAAUGUGAUCCCAAAGAUAGGUUUCACAAAUAUAAGUCAUAUGUUAACCCCAAGAGGCAGAGUCUAUGCAGAGCUCACAGUCUCUCAUCUAAAGCCAGGGGAAUUUUUGUUAAUUACUGGUUCUGGGUCAGAGCUUCAUGACAUGAGGUGGAUUGAAGAGGAGGCAGCUAGAGGACAGUUUAACGUUGAGAUCAGAAAUGUCACAGAAGAAAUUGGAGUAUUGGGUGUAGCUGGUCCAUAUGCACGAAAAGUCCUCCAGAAGUUGACAACAGAGGAUCUCAGUGAUGCAGCAUUUAGUUUUCUACAAUCCAGACAUUUAAACAUUGUGGAUAUUCCUGUAACUUCAAUUAGAAUAUCCUAUACAGGUGAACUGGGUUGGGAGUUGUACCACAGACGAGAAGAUUCUGCAGCUUUAUACUCUACUAUCAUGGAAGCAGGCCAGGAAGAAGGAAUUGACAACUUUGGAACAUAUGCGAUGAAUACGUUAAGGCUAGAAAAGGCUUUUCGGGCAUGGGGAGCAGAGAUGAAUUGUGACACCAAUCCUCUGGAAGCCGGACUGAAAUAUUUUAUAAAAUUAAAUAAGCCAGCAGACUUCAUAGGAAAGCAAGCACUGAAGCAGAUAAAAGAAAAGGGGCUUGAACGGCAACUUGUAUAUCUCACCUUGGAAACUGAUAAUGUUGAUCCAGAGGGAAAUGAAAGUGUCUGGUAUAAUAACAAGGUUAUUGGCAACACCACAUCUGGAUGUUACAGCUACAGCACUCGGCAGAGUCUGGCUUUUGCAUAUGUCCCUGUGGAACUCAGUAAAGUUGGACAGAAACUGGAAGUUGAACUACUAGGCAAAAAUUAUCAAGCAACUAUUAUCCAGGAACCAUUGGUUAUGACUGAGCCAACAAGAACGCGGCUUCAGAAGAAGGGUGGAAGUGCUAAAAUAUAAAGAGGCAGGCGUUUAAUUCAUCAAUAUUAAGAGUCAAUACUUGAUUAGUGUAUUUCAUUUGAGUUGAAUGCAAAUUACACAUGAAAUAUGCAACAAAAUAAUAUUUUAUGUUUACUAAUCAUUAAGAAUAAGGAACAAUUUAAGAAACCACUGUUACUUAUACACAUUAGUUCUUGAAAAUAAUGUAUACCAAAUCAGUAAAUAGCAGCAGCAACAGUCUUGAGUAUGUUGUAAAAAAAUGGGAUUGUUGCAGUAUGAUUGAGCAAGUGGCAGGAGUCCUGGGCUACAGAGCAUGUGGCAAAUCUAUGUAGAAAUGAUGGUCUGAUCACAAAGGAGAGCAAAGUAUUGAGGCUAUAAGCCCAUGAAUUGAUGGGAAUUUGAAAGCAGUGAAAGUCAGCCUUCUAGCUAGGUUGGUGCAGUGGUGAAAUACGGUAAGUUCCAUAUCUGAAGCAAGGGUCUAGGUAACCAAUCAGAAACUUACUUAGAAUAAUAAUAAUAAUAAUAAUAAUAAUAAUAAUAAUAAUAAUAUAUUAUUAUUUGUACCCCGCCCAGCCAGCUGGGUUUCCCCAGCCACUCUGGGCGGCUUCCAACAAAGAUUAAAAUACAUUAAAAUGUCACACAUUAAAAACUUCCCCAAACAGUUUCACCUCUCAAUUCAGUUUAUAUUUAAAGGUGAACUUAUCUCAUUUGCACUUUCUGCACACUGCACAAACCAAAAGAUAGCUAUCCUUUGAAAUGCAUAAUUCUCCAAUUUGGGGGGCAUUUUUUUCCAACCAAAUCGUGUAUACAAAAAUGCAUAUACUAAGGUUAAGUGUGUAUAAAAAUGCAUAUAUCUGUGAGAAUAACAUAGAAAAAUAGGGGAAAUUGCUUUGCCAAAUUGUGCAUACUUUAUUAGGCAAAAUUGCAUACACAUAUGUAUACAUUAGGGAUGCAGGUGGAGCUGUGGGUUAAACCACAGAGCCUAGGGCUUGCUGAUCAGAAGGUCGGCGGUUCAAAUCCCUGCGACGGGUUGAGCUCCCGUUGCUCGGUCCCAGCUCCUGCAACCUAGCAAUUCGAAAGCACGUCAAAGUGCAAGUAGGUAGAUAAAUAGGUACCGCUCCAAGUGGGAAGGUAAAUGCCGUUUCCGUGCGCUGCUCUGGUUCUCCACAAGCGGCUUUGUCAUGCUAGCCACAUGACCUGGAAGCUGUACGCCGGCUCCCUCGGCCAAUAACGCGAGAUGAGCGCUGCAACCCCAGAGUCAGUCACGACUGGACCUAAUGGUCAGGGGUCCCUUUACCUUUAUGUAUACAUUAGGAGAAAUUCACAGUAAAUUACUGUUGAAUCUUCUAGGGGACAUAUGAAAAAUGGUGAAUCGAUGUGGAACUCAUAGAGCUAAAUUUAAAAUAGGGAGUGGGGAUGAGAUGUAUGUGGAGGGCACAGUGUUGGAGAAGGUUGUCAUGGUGGUACUGGUCUUCCUACACCACAUGAGUGGGCUACUUGUUCUUGGAGUAUGAGUAGCUUGCACACAGCACUUUGAAUACAUGCUACUACGGAAGGUACACAUACACACCCUACCCCAGAUUAAAGCCUGUGCUUUGUUGAGUCCUAUACAGAUUAUUUAUUUAUUAUAACAUGCCAGGAUUGGUUCCCAAAGCAGUUUACAGAUAAAACCUCUUAAAAGGGUACAUUAUAAUUCAGGGUAUGUUUGUGUGUAGAACAGAUCAGGCCUUUUAUAUAAAUUAUUUAUUGGUGCAAUUUCACUCGCUGGAUAAUCAUAAAAUGUAUGUUCAUACAUGUUUGCAAUUCCUGAUGAAUAUCAUAUAUUUUUGUUCCUUGCAUUAUUAAAAUUCAUAUACCGGUACUUUUUCCUUUUAAAGCAAUAUAGUUUUUUUUAAAGCCCUUGUUCAUGUUUUCAUGUCGCCAAUUUUUUAAGCAGAUGGAGAUUGUAAUUCAGUGGUUUUGUAAGAAAGGUAGCUUUAGCAGUUAUCCUUGAGAAAUGCUGUUGACAUGCCUAGAUUACUUAACUUGUUGCACACUAACCGACACAAGUUAACGCAAGAAAAUGCAGAGAUACCUUACUUUUUAUUCUUAACCGGUUUCCUAAAGUUAAAGUCAGGCAUAGGCAAACUCGGCCCUCCAGAUGUUUUGGGACUACAGCUCCCAUCAGCCCUAGCUAAUAGGACCAGUGGUCAGGGAUGGUGGGACUUGUAGCCUCAAAACAUCUGGAGGGCCGAGUUUGCCUAUGCCUGGUUUAAGUUUGCAAAUAUUUCAGUAAGAAUGGUUACACUGGGCAGCACAUCUAACCCCACAAAGAAUUAUUUUUAUAUACAAUACAAUAAUAGUGCAGUCUCAUCAAAAUAGCCUCUGAUUAAUACACCCAGGUGGCGCUGUGGGUUAAAUCACUGAGCCUAGGGCUUGCUGAUCAGAAGGUCGGUGGUUCGAAUCCCUGUGACGGGGUGAGCUCCCGUUGCUUGGUCCCAGCUCCUGCCAACCUAGCAGUUCGAAAGCACGUCAAAGUGCAAGUAGAUAAAUAGGUACCGCUCCGGCGGGAAGGUAAACAGUGUUUCUAUGUGCUGCUCUGGUUUGCCAGAAGCAGCUUUGUCAUGCUGGCCACAUGACCUGGAAGCUAUACGCCGGCUCCCUCGGCCAAUAAUGCGAGAGGAGCAUGCAACCCCAGAGUCGGUCACGACUGGACCUAAUGGUCAGGGGUCCCUUUACCUUUUUUUUACAGUAGUCUCAGAUCCCUAGCUGUCAGGUUUCCAGGUCCAAUAGGCCUAGUGUAGUGAGGAGCAGCCCAGAACAAGAUAGAACAGCAAGCAAAUAUAAGGCCCCAGACUCCUAGCUGUGCAGUGGUACCUCUGGUUACGAACUUAAUUUGUUCCGGAGGUCCGUUCUUAACCUGAAACUGUUCUUAACCUGAAGCACCACUUUAGCUAAUGGGGCCUCCUGCUGCCAUCCCUCAAUUUCUGUUCUCAUCCUGACGUAAAGUUCUUAACUUGAGGUACUACUUCCAGGUUAGUGGAGUCUGUAACCUGAAGUGUUUGUAACCUGAGGUACCACUAUACUUCCUUUUUCUUACCCGAUUGAAGCAGUCCUAUAGGGAGAAUGAUCUUGGCCUCCUGCUGUCUCUCCCCCCCCCACUAGUAGAAGACUUCUAUUCUUGUUAUCCUUUUAAAACUCACAAAAAAUAAAAUCCAGUUGGUACCCCUCAGUGUCCACAUGUCACCUGCUAAUAUAUACAGUGAGACUUACAUUGUUAAGAAGAUUGCCUGAAGUAGCAUAGGAUAAAUCAGUUUCUGAUAAUUGGGCUGUGCUAUAACUGAUUGUUAAAUGAAAGAGAGGAACACAGACAAGCAUACAAAUUUGCUGAAAUGUGAAGGGGAAGUAUAUCUUGUCCUUGGUCCGGAGGAGGAGAGUGAAAACUGCUGUGGCUAACUCACUUGCAUCAUAGCCCACAGAUCAGAUGAAAGUGCUGCUGCAGUUUGGCAGACUAUUGGGUGGGUGGUGGAGUCAACCCUGAAGAAAGUAGCCCAGAGAGUACUCGGAGGCUGCCACCCCCUUUAAGUUUGUAUUGAUGAAUUUAUCAACCUAGUAGAAGAAAAUGAGCAAUGCAUUAUUAGGUGGUAAUUAAACUCCCAAAAAGUGACUGAAUCAGUAAAGAGUAAGGCAAGAAGGAAGUGGCCAUGUUGCUGUUUCUUUGGCAUUGUACUGACGUAGGUGGAGGUAGGCGAAUGAUCUGGGUCUCAAGCUGUUUAAUGCUGCCAUAGAUUCUUCACAAACGAGAAAUUCACUUUGUGACAAGUGGUUGGCUGGAGAUAAAGUGUGUUAAGGGUGUGGUUGGUGGGAAUGGUUGAGAGUGAGAUUUGCAUGUGGGCGUUUCCUAUUUGGGGGAGAUGCUAUUGUGAAAGAAAGUGUAGGCACAGCUAUCUCCUUAGUUAUUUUGCUUAGCAAAUGAUGCUUUAAUAUGUGAAUUCUGAUUGUACUUUUGUCUUUGAUUUUUUACUUGUAACGUUUACUGAUGUUGAUAUUUUGUUUCACUGUUAAUGGUGCUGCUUUAAAUGUGGAUCAUUAUUACAUUUUUGUGUAUGAUUGUUAUUUGUAAUGUUCUUUUCUGGUAUUUUGUAAUAUUUGUAUUUGAUGUUGUAAGAUAUGCUGUAAACUGCUUAGAGAUUUUCUUUCCUCAUGCAAUGUGAAACAGAAUAGAAAUGAUUAAAAUAAAACAAGAUUCCUAUGCUUCUAAGCCAGCUUUAUAAACACCAGAUCCAUAUGAGACAAGCACCUGCUACUUUAGUGUUUUCUUCAAUAAUAAACCUUGUUAUUCUUCCAUUUUUGCUGUUCUCAACAUGGGUUCAGGACGUCCAGAGCACACUUGUAAGAGUUCUUAAAUUAUGGCUUCCCUCCUUCACCCAUUUGCAGUCACUAGAUUUACCUAAGCCUGAAUUACAGGUUUUGCCUUUAACUGUCCUAAUAACCUUGGGCUCCCCAGCCAACAGAUGACAGUCAUGGUUUCCAGUAGGGCCUGUAAUCCUCACUCCUAACACUGCAGCUCAGCACAGUGGCUAAGGCCUGGGUAGGAAAACUAAGGCCCGGGGGCAAGAUCCGGCCCAAUCGCCUUCUAAAUCCAGCCCGCGGAUGGUCCGGGAAUCAGCAUGUUUUUACAUGAGUAGCUAGAACGUGUACUUUUAUUUAAAAUGCAUCUCUGGGUUAUUUGUGGGGCAUAGGAAUUCGUUCA